Conger conger (European conger) is the source of this 727-nucleotide messenger RNA. RefSeq names its product COX8 domain-containing protein. The record is from RefSeq and is a predicted model, not a curated record. The coding region runs from base 151 to 381 and encodes 76 amino acids. The transcript has 3 exons. Gene Ontology annotation, cellular component: mitochondrion. Lineage: Eukaryota; Metazoa; Chordata; Actinopteri; Anguilliformes; Congridae. Gene Ontology annotation, biological process: mitochondrial electron transport, cytochrome c to oxygen.
GAACAGCUGAUCUCGGUUUCGGGCUCCACCUAAUGGAAAGUAGGUUGUAUUGCUAAUUCUCAAAAGGCACUCCUAAGGAGACAAGCUGGAAUCUCCUCCAGAGCUCUCCCUCAAGACGAGAGUUCAGAGCAGUACUCUUCUGCCCCAGGGAUGUUUGCAGUCCUGAGCAGUGCCACAUGGACCAGGUCAUUGGUCCCGUCCAGGACUGUCCUGCUCCAGCAGAGACCACAUAUCUACAGCGGACCACCCAAGCAGAAGAUUGGACCGGGGCAAAGCUUCUUCAUCAUGUCAGUUUUUGCCAUCACGGUGCUGGCCCCAGCUGGGUGGAUAAUGCAUCACAUCCCAGAAUAUCGUCAGAGGCCAAACCCCCCACCCAAAUAAAGAGCUGCCACUUUCUGGUGGCCCUGUCUACCAUCACUAAGUAGCUGAUUCAAAGGCAUUACCCACCAGGCCAUAAUGUACUUUAAAUAGAAAGAAUAAUUAAAAGACCUCUUAAAAGUUGAUUGUAAUUGUUGUAAUUCUCAGUGAAAUUAGUUCAAACUAGAGAGAUGAUAACAAACAAAAAAGUAUAUUUAAGCACUUUCUUGAUUAACUUUGAAAGUUAGCUUGAAAAUAAUUAUGUAUGUUAAUUCUUGCUGUUUAACUUGCUAUAGAAUCCUAAUUGUCCUAUGUGCAGCAACAUCUCUGUAGUAAUUCCAGCACCUGUUUCAAUAAAUGCAUGUCGUAA